Molecule: messenger RNA, 4255 nt
Organism: Punica granatum (pomegranate)
Lineage: Eukaryota; Viridiplantae; Streptophyta; Magnoliopsida; Myrtales; Lythraceae
Source: RefSeq, a predicted model, not a curated record
UUCCUCACUCGUCAGCCAUAGACGACACCUCCAUUCUUCUUCUUCAGAGCUCUCUCUCUCUCUCUCUCUCUCUCCUGCGACUGAUUGCUUUGUAGUUCGUUCAGAUCACAUUCCCCCACGCCCUUCUCUUCUCACAACUCCCUCGCAUUUCCUUCUUCUUCUGCAGCUCGGUCACUGCUUCGACUCUUCCUCCAUUCCCAGCUGAUUCCUUUCCAAUUCCUUCCCCAGCAGGCCUCAGACUUCCUUUCCUCCGAUUUCAGCUGUGACUGUGAACCUUCGGGCUGUUCCCGCUUCGACUCGAGUUUGACCUCCUGGACUGUAGCUGACCUGAGCUGAGCGACAGCUAUGCUCGAUUCCGGCGUUGCAACAGAUUGGGCGUGGGCCGGGCGCGUGAAUUCGGAGCUCGCAUGGGGUUUGGCGAAGCUUCUUAAUGGGGUUUUAGUGAAUGGUCGAAGUAGUGAAAGCGCCUGAAAAUUGUGGGGUUUCGUUUGGGGGAGAAGAGGGGUUUUCCGGGCCAUGUUGAGGGCGGACAGAACUGCAGCUUCGGAUCUCAGCAGGUCCGACCCGGUCGAGAGGGACAUUGAGCAGGCUAUUACUGCUCUGAAGAAAGGUGCUUAUUUGCUCAAAUAUGGAAGAAGGGGGAAGCCUAAGUUUUGUCCUUUCCGACUUUCCAAUGAUGAGUCCAUUUUGAUAUGGUUCUCUGGGAAGAUGGAGAAGCACCUAAGACUAAGCCAUGUGUCAAGAAUAAUAUCUGGGCAGCGAACACCAAUCUUUCAAAGGUACCCAAGGCCGGAGAAGGAGUACCAGUCAUUUUCUCUUAUUUACAGUGACAGAUCCUUGGAUCUGAUAUGCAAGGAUAAAGAUGAAGCUGAGGUGUGGUUUAGUGGCUUAAAAGCAUUAAUCUCGCGAUGCCAUAACCGGAAGUGGAGAACAGAAUCAAGAAGUGAUGAAAUUCCAUCCGAGGCGAAUAGUCCGAGAACUGAUACGCGACGAAGUUCUCCAUUGAAUUCUCCAUUUGGUAGUAACAACAGCUUCCAGAAGGACAGUGGAGAUCAUCUUCGUCUUCACAGCCCAUACGAAAGUCCUCCUAAGAAUGGUUUUGACAAGGCAUUCUCUGGUAUGGCACUGUAUGCUGCACCUGCCAAGGGUGGUUUUUUCCCCUCGGACUCUGCUAGUGGUUCUGUCCAUUCAUUGUCAUCAGGAGGCUCAGAUAGCGUCCACGGUCAGAUGAGGCCAAUGGCGAUGGAUGCUUUUAGGUAUAGCUUAUCGAGUGCUGUGAGCUCAUCAAGUCAGGGCUCUGGUCAUGAUGAUGGAGACGCCCUUGGUGAUGUUUUUAUUUGGGGAGAAGGCACUGGGGAUGGUGUUUUAGGUGGUGGAACUCAUAGGAUAGGAAGUUGUUCUGGUGCUAAAAUGGAUUUCCUCCUCCCUAAAGCCUUAGAAUCUGCAGUAGUUCUUGAUGUUCAGAACAUUGCUUGUGGUGCAAAACAUGCUUCAUUGGUGACUAAACAAGGAGAGGUUUUCUCCUGGGGUGAGGAAUCAGGAGGCAGGCUCGGACAUGGAGUUGAUGCUGAUGUUCCACACCCGAAGUUAAUUGAUGGCCUCAGUAACACAAAUAUAGAGCUUGUAGCAUGUGGGGACCACCACACUUGUGCAGUGACUCUCUCUGGUGAUCUAUACACCUGGGGUGAUGGAACUUAUGGUCUUCUCGGGCAUGGGAAUGAAGUGAGUCAUUGGGUGCCAAAACGAGUCAAUGGUCCCCUAGAAGGUAUUCAUGUCUCCUCUAUAUCUUGCGGUCCUUGGCACACUGCUGUUGUAACUUCUUCAGGACAGUUGUUUACUUUUGGUGAUGGGACAUUCGGUGUUUUGGGUCAUGGAGAUCGUAGAAAUGUUUCAAUCCCGAGGGAAGUGGAAUCACUUAAGGGGCUUCGAACUGUUCGGGCGGCUUGUGGGGUUUGGCACACAGCUGCUGUUGUAGAAGUAAUGGUUGGGAAUUCGAGUUCUAGCAAUUGUUCAUCUGGCAAGCUCUUUACUUGGGGUGAUGGAGAUAAAGGUCGACUGGGGCAUGGUGACAAGGAACCAAAACUUGUGCCUACUUGCGUUGCUGCUUUGGUUGAGCCCAACUUUUGUCAAGUUGCCUGUGGGCAUAGUUUGACAGUAGCUCUUACAACAUCGGGUCAUGUAUACACUAUGGGAAGCCCAGUUUAUGGCCAGUUGGGAAAUCCACAUUCCGAUGGAAAGCUCCCAACUCGUGUAGAAGGAAAGCUUGCAAAGAGUUUUGUGGAGGAGAUAGCUUGCGGUGCUUAUCAUGUUGCUGUUUUAACUUCGAGAACAGAAGUUUAUACUUGGGGAAAAGGCGCCAAUGGUAGGUUAGGCCAUGGGGACUCGGAUGAUAGAAACUCUCCCACUCUUGUUGAGGCCCUUAAAGACAAGCAAGUUAAGAGUGUUGCCUGUGGGACUUACUUCACUGCAGCUAUCUGCCUUCACAAAUGGGUUUCAGGAAUCGAUCAGUCGAUGUGUUCAGGCUGUCGCCUACCAUUUAAUUUCAAGAGAAAACGCCAUAAUUGCUACAACUGCGGACUUGUUUUUUGUCACUCUUGUAGCAGUAAGAAAUCACUCAAGGCUUCUAUGGCUCCAAAUCCUAGCAAGCCUUAUCGAGUCUGUGAUAGUUGUUAUAACAAGCUAAGGAAAGCUAUCGAGACUGAUGCGUCGUCUCACUCCUCAAUAAGUAGAAGAGGAAGCAUCAAUGUGGGACUAAACGAAUUGAUUGAUAAAGAUGAGAAGUUGGACACUAGAUCUCGUUCCCAGCUCGUUAGGUUCUCAUCAAUGGAGUCCUUAAAGCAGACGGAAAGCCGAUCUUCCAAGAAGAAUAAGAAGCUGGAAUUUAACAGCGGUCGUGUCUCGCCCGUGCAUGGUGGUGGUUCCCAAUGGGGAACACUUAACAUCUCGAAAUCAUUCAAUCCUGUGUUUGGGUCAUCCAAAAAGUUCUUUUCUGCUUCAGUUCCUGGCUCCAGAAUCAUUUCUCGGGCAACAUCACCAAUAUCAAGGCGCCCAAGCCCGCCUCGCUCCACUACACCGACCCCAACCCUAGGUGGGCUCACUUCACCUAAAAUUGUUGUAGAUGAUGCUAAAAGGACAAACGAUAGCCUAAGCCAAGAGGUUCUACAACUGAGAGCUCAGGUGGAAACUUUGAAUCGCAAAGCCCAACUCCAAGAUCUUGAGCUAGAAAAAUUGACUAAGCAGCUGAAGGAUGCAGUUGCAAUUGCUGGGGAAGAGAGUGCAAAAUGCAAAGCUGCCAAGGAAGUGAUCAAGUCGCUUACUGCCCAAUUGAAGGACAUGGCUGAAAGGUUGCCUGUGGGAGCUGCUUGGAACGUGAAAUCCCCCGUCUUGGGCUCAAAUCUUGCUUCUCUUGACAUUUGCUAUCCUUCUGUAGAACGGUUGAAUGGUCAAGAGCUAGACUUGAACACAUCAGGUAGUCAUCUCCCUUCUAAUGGCUCGAUUGCCUCUAGUAACCACAGUUCAAGUCACAGCAGGCAAGGCAAUUCAGAAGCAACCACUAGGAAUGGGAAUAGCAAGACAAAAGAAGGUGACUCCCAUAAUGAGACUGAAUGGGUAGAGCAAGAUGAGCCGGGUGUCUAUAUAACACUGACGUCCCUACCAGGUGGUGCCAAAGAUCUCAAGAGAGUCCGGUUCAGUCGGAAACGGUUCAGCGAGAAACAAGCCGAACAAUGGUGGGCUGAGAACCGAGCCAGAGUGUACGAACAAUACAACGUUCGCGCUACUGACAAAUCAGGAAGUGUUCUCGGGAGCGAGCGAUGAUUUGGCUCAUUGAGAUACCUGCAGAGAAAAAGAAAAAGAAGACAAUCGUGUAUUGUAAAUGAAAUGACAUCCUUCGACACAUUGCCCUCCGAGUCGCAGCUCGGGACAAUGCACUGAUUAGUUGGGUUAGAAGCUUUCAGGUUUGAUCGGCAUUGGAGGCUGGGGAGAAAUAUCUUUUAGGGUUUUCAAUUGAUGAUUUUGUAUUUUUUUCUCCUCAUCCUCGCGGGUUUUUUUAUCCCACUCUCUUUUUUUUUUUAAUUUUCUUAUAUUUGAUUUUCUUAUUUUUCAUUUAGAGUGAAAAAAAAUUUGUGUGGAGAGGUUCGCCAAGGGAAUGUAAAUACUUAGCACGCGGGCUCCUAUUGAAGAAGCUGCAUUUGUAAAUUCAUAAAUUAUGAUUCUACUGAGUUGAAAACACGAUAUAGGCUUAUUUGGUUCGACA